GUCUUGUCCAUCAGUUUAUAUAGUUUUGGUAUAGUUGCAAAUGGUCUUGUUUUCUGAUACACUUCAAGAAAAGAGACAGAAUCAUAUAUAUGUUUGUUCUUAUGCAAUUCUUGGACACUCAUAUUCUCAGGUAUUUAUAGUUUCCUCAGUUUUGCAUUUUAAGUUAAUUUUAGUUAGUUCUUUUUCUUUUCUCUUUUACUUUGCUUGUGUACUUGUUCUUGAAUUUUUUUCAGGUAAAGCAACAAUGAGCAGCAGCUUCAGUAGUUCAUACUCAGACAUUGAAACUGCUUUCAACCAACACCAACUUUCAUUACUAACAGGAGAUCAGUUUCUUGAUUAUACUGAAAAUAAUUUUGAUUUCCUGCUUAAUACGUUUGUUGAUCCAUUUUAUGACUCUGUUAAUUUCCUAAAUUACUCGGAUAAUCUCCUUCUAUGUGAGUCUCCAAAAACCUAUGCACCUGAAGAUUUCAAUUUGGCAUAUCCAAACACUAAGCGUCCGAAAUGCAAUAAUACUGAAGAUUUCUGCUGCUACUCUUAUUCUGACUACUUUACACAACCGCCAACUUCUGUUCAAGUUAAUAGCGAUGAUAAUAAUGGAGGAAAGAAGAUGAAUAUGGAGGUGAGGAGUGUGUCAGCACAGAGCAUAGCAGCAAGAGAAAGGAGGAGGAAGAUCACAGACAAGACUCAAUUGCUAGGGAGAUUGAUUCCAGGUGGAAGUAAGAUGAACACAGCUGAGAUGCUUCAAGCUGCUUACAAGUAUGUCAAAUACUUGCAGGCUCAACUUGGCGUUCUUCGAUUCUUAUUUGGCUCAUCACAGCUGAAAGCGAAGGACAUAAAAGAACUGCAAAUUCUUGGAUCUGCCUCAUUUCAAGAGAAGCUAUACAUGCAGGAGAAGUGCUUGGUUCCCAACGAGAUUGCUCUAAUUUUGACAAAUAAUCAGGACGUCAAUUCUGAUACCUCCAUAUCAGACCUCACUCUGUUGUUCAACGACAAGUAGUUUUAUUUAUCACUGUCUAAUUUCUAAUCAUUGCAUUGUAAGGAUCCUUAUAUGUUCUUUAACUUUGAACAUCGACUGACAUUAAUUUUAGUUAGCUUCUUCUUACCCUGGCAACAUCAGACACCUGUUUUAAUGGCAAAUAAUAAUUUUGACGCCAAUGUUUUCAUAUUCGAAUUGUUUAGGUAAAAAAAAAAAAUUCCAUCCAACGUUAAACUGAAAGCAGAAAAACCAAGGCGAUCUUAUUGUUCAACUGUUUUAGAUACAAUCUCUCCUGUCAUAAUCAGAGAAUGGACCUCUUUUUCCAUAACCAGAGAAUUCAACUAGGCAAUCCUAAAGCAGCAUCUUGCUGCCAAGCUUCCAGAUUUAGGAAGUGU
This is a messenger RNA of Jatropha curcas, 1371 nucleotides long. The record is from RefSeq and is a predicted model, not a curated record. NCBI's taxonomy places the organism in Eukaryota, Viridiplantae, Streptophyta, Magnoliopsida, Malpighiales, Euphorbiaceae.